CCGGCGAUGGCGGCGACGGCGCCCGCUUCAGGAACACACCCUCCAUCUGCAUCCUGUGAGUUGCGGAACGAUUUGGGGUGCCGGCGCGGGUGAGCGCCAGCUGGCUGCAGCGCCGUGCGACGGCGGGCCAUUCGUCAGGCGACCCGCACCGCGCCUGAUGAUCAAUCCGGCGCCUAUUACCUGGGCACACACCCAUCAGGAACCGGUAGCCGGGCUCCAUCAAUGCACCAGAGGCCCAAGCCAAAGCCAGACACAUGCCUGCUGGCGGUGGCGGGCGGGAGGAAAGUUUCAGCCGCGCGCCCAGGCCCCUGCUUGCGGCAUCCGCACUCGCCACGUUCCGUGGACGUUAAACCACAAUGGCAGCAGCGCUGAGGGCAGCUCCAGGAUGUAGCAACAGCGCCGCAAGCUGCAGCAGGCGUUCCUUCCAGACCGGCGGCAGGCUGGCGCGGCCCGCCCAGCAGCCGGCGGCGCCACGGCGCCGCGUGCAGCGGCCUGCGGCGGCGGCCCCCGAGGUGGAGGAGGACCUGUGGCAGUACCCCGAUCGGGACCAGUGGUACCUGGCUAAGUUCUGCGCACAGGACCAGCCAGACUGGAACCCGGCUCGCUUUGUGCGCAGCACGCAGCUGGGGCCCGGCAUCCGGGAGAUUGUGGUUGAGUGCGAGGUCAGCCGGGAGAAGGUGCCGCUGCGCAACGCGUACCGCCAGAUUGGGCAGCGCGCCAGCGUGCGUGCCAACAGCGGGGUCAGCGCAGAGGCCCUGCCCGCGGCGCCGCCCUUCCCGCAGUCGCUCAACCGCGACGUGCUGCUGCGCGUGCGGGGCGACAUCACGGCCAAUGAGAUCAAGACGGUCAAGGAGGAGAUCAGCGUGCUGGCUGAGCUGCCGCUGGUGGUGCGGGAGGAGGAUGCGCCGGAGCUGUACAAGCUCAGCGCGGACGAUGGGGUGGAGGUGGGCCCCUUCGUGGGCGGCGGCCUGCAGCUGCGCGGCCCCGUGUCCGCCGUCUUUUUGUUCCCCACCGUCGUGAUCUUUGCCGAGAGCGCGGGCAUCGCCACCGCGCGGGCGCUGAUCGAGGCGGGGUCGGACCCCUCGGGCCUCAACUUCACGCGCCGCGCAGACGUGCGCAUGUACUACCGGGCGCCCAACGAGGCGGCGCUGUGCUACAAGGACAAGUAUGAGGAGUGGGGGGAGCGGUACGGUGUCAAGGUCAUCACCUCCACCCGCAACUCCUUCUCAGAUAUGUUUGAUGACGACGAGACGCUCAUGUACGAGCCUGACACCACUGCCGCCAUCAUCCUGACGGGCGGCGACGAGGAGGCGGAGGCGGCGGCGGCGGAGGUGUGCCGCGAGGCGGAGAUCACGGUGGUGGUGAAGCAGAGCGAGGAGGCCGAGCCCACCACCUACCUGACGCACGGCAAGCCGCAGGAGUAAGCCGCUGUGCGCGGUGGAGCAGUACAGCGGUGCUUGGGCGAAGCGCCCUGCUGGCUGCCGGCCUGCGACAGAAGCACUCGGGCAUGCCGGCGCCAGCGGCAGCUGCGGCAGCGCGGUGUGGCGCAGCCGUCGUGCUGCUGUCGGUGUUGCCCCGCAAUGCAAUACAUACUUGGCCAAGAACGCAUGAACCCCCCCUUGCUGUCCCCUCCCCCUUCCCUUGUCACUUUCCAUCCAGCAAUUUUGUCCCCCCAUUUCAGUGGACCCUGUAUGUGUCUGCCCUUGGCUGCCGCGCUGGCCGCCUAAGCACUUGUAGCGCCCUUUCAUCCCUGUAGCUGUGUGCAAGCCUGGGAUGCUUCUUC
This is a messenger RNA of Chlorella variabilis, 1783 nucleotides long. Its product is annotated as expressed protein. The transcript has 10 exons. NCBI's taxonomy places the organism in Eukaryota, Viridiplantae, Chlorophyta, Trebouxiophyceae, Chlorellales, Chlorellaceae. The record is from RefSeq and is a predicted model, not a curated record. Bases 357 to 1424 code for a protein of 355 amino acids.